GCUGCACCGUCCCCGUGACCCCUCCGUCCACUCCUGCCCGUCCUGCCCAGGUCCUGCCUGCAAGGAUGCAGGGGAUGGUGCUGUUCAAAUGCUGGCUCGCUCUGUUUCUGCUCACUGUUGGAGCUGGAGGGGCUCGGAGUCCAGGACUGUGCCCCCUGCACCUGCUCGUUGGCCUGGACGUCACUGAUUACCAACAGUCCAGCCUGCACCAGUACCUGGAGGGCAUCAUCCGGGAGCUGUUCUCCCUGACCAAGGUCAGCUGCACCCAGCUCAACGUCACCCUGAGCAUCCAGAGCAUGGACAAGGGCGGCGACGUCCUCUUCCGAGCCUGCCUCUCCAAGCACCAGCAUGACACCUUGCAGCAGCUGCGCUUGGUGCACGCCUUCAGGCGCUCGUACCUGAACCAGCCCUCCCUGCGCCGCCUCCUAGAGAUGAGCCAACGCCUGCCAGAGAGUAACAAGGUGCUGCUCCUGUUUACGGAUGGGUUGGACGAUGAUGUGAAGAAGCUGGAGGAGAUGUCAGCUGCUCUGCAGGUGCAAGGCCAGCUUGAUGCACUAGUGACUAUUGCAAUGAACAAUGCUACCAACAUGGAAGAGCUGCAGCUCAUUGAGUUUGGGCGAAGGUUCAGGCACAGCCAGCAGCUGAGCAUGGAGAGCCCCGAGAUUGGCUUUGUUUUGGCUCAAGAGCUGCUGGCUGUGUCGGAGAAGAAGUGCUGCCACCCGUGCCCCUGCACCUGCAUUGGAUUGCCAGGCUUGCGAGGCCCCCUGGGUGCUCCAGGGCGCAAGGGGAGGAAAGGAGCCAAGGGGCUGGUUGGAGAUCACGGGCACUACGGACACAGCGGGGAGCAGGGACUGCAGGGGCUCCAAGGAAGCUGGGGAACCCAGGGAUGCCCAGGCCAACGUGGACCCAAGGGACUGCCAGGAUACCCUGGAGAGCAGGGAGCUCCUGGGGAAGCUGGAUACGAUGGCAUCCCUGGGGAGAAGGGGGAAGCCGGCCUGUCUGGGAAUCCCGGGACAAGAGGAUCCCGCGGGAGGCAGGGGCGGAAAGGCUCCCGGAGUCUCCGUGGUGUCGCAGGGCCUCCAGGAUCCCCCGGCAACACUGGAAAUCCUGGGAGAAGCAGCCCCAAGCAUGGAGCCCCCGGAAGGAAGGGCAAAAGAGGCACCCAGGGGGCCUCUGGUCCAGAGGGCAGCCCUGGGCCACCUGGGUCACAGGGCCCAACUGCAGAUCUGAGCAUAUGCCUGAAGGGGCAGAAAGGAGCCCAGGGCAGGAGGGGCAUCGCAGGUGCCCCAGGCACUGCUGGGGAGAAGGGCUACCAAGGUGCCCAGGGGCUGCGAGGUCUCAGAGGGACAAAGGGCAUCGUGGGUCACCCAGGUUGCCGUGGAGCUCAGGGGCUUUCUGGAGAUGUGGGCUCCCCAGGAAACACUGGCCCCGCUGGUCCCCAGGGUGAGAAGGGGCAGGCCGGAGCAAGAGGUGAAAAAGGAGACACAGGGUCUCUGGGGCCCAAGGGGGCACCGGGGGACAGUGGAUGUGAUAAACGAGGAUCUCCAGGGAGGAAGGGCUCAAAGGGGUCCCACGGAGGCCAUGGAGACCCUGGUGCUCAGGGUGAAAGAGGUGACAAAGGUAGCAGGGGGGACAAAGGCUGGAAGGGCCUGCGUGGAUCCAGGGGGCCACUUGGGAGAAGGGGAGACCAAGGGCUGCAUGGAAGCAUGGGACCUCCAGGAGAGAUGGGUCUGAAAGGUUUACCUGGAGUUCCCCUCUUUACGCCCUGUGAACUCAUUGCCUCCCUCCGAGAGAGCUGUGACCCCGACUCCCUGGCCUGCCCGCUCUUCCCCACCGAGCUGGCCUUCGUGGUAGAGAGGUCCGCCAACAUCACUCCCACUGAGUUCGGCCGGAUGAAAGACGCCCUGGCCUUCCUGCUCCGGGAGCUGCGCAUCUCCCAGGGCAACUGUCCUACCGGGGCCCGUGUGACCCUGCUGUCCUAUGCCUCCACCCCCACCUACCUGCUGCGCUUCACCGACAUGCAGCAGAAGGGGCCGCUCCUGCGGCUGGUGGGGGACCUGUCCUAUGUGCGCUCUACCCAGAGAGGCCGCCUGGCCGCAGCAAUGAGGUUUGUGGGCUGCAAUACCUUCAAAAGGGCGAGGCCAGCCUUGCUGGGCAGGAAGGUGGCGGUGUUCCUAACCAGCGGCCGGGGCCAGGCCCAGGAGGGCAUUGGCAAGGUCGCCCUAGAGUAUGUGGCCCUUGGCAUCAUCCUGGUGGUGGUAACCUUCAGCCCCCUGCCUGGGGUGGAGCAGGCGUUCCAGAUGGACGAGACAUUCAGAGUGGUCCAGCUGGCAGCUGCGGACUCGUCCCGGGAUGUGGAGGCACUUCGGGAAGCUGUGUUCUUCUGCACGCUAUGCUUUGGUAUGUGCAAGCCUGGGAACUGCACGAAGGAGCCCCUGCUGCAGAAUCCGCUGGGGCUGGACCUGGAUUUGGCUCUGCUGGUGGAUAAUCCCCCCCUCACCCUGCCAGUCGGGAGCCUGGAGAAAGUCACCCAUCUCUUCAGCAGCAUCCUGGACCAUUUGAAGAUCUCCCCUCGCCCUGAGCGGCCUGACAGUGGUACCAGUGUCUCCCUGGUGCUGACAGGGCCCUCGAAGGCUCACCUAGCUUCUCGAGAGGUCUUGUGGGAGUUUCCUUUCACCCAGCAUGGCUCUAGAGAGAGGAUCAAAGAGCAUCUGCAGGCUCUCGCUGGUUGCCAGGGAGGCAGCGAUGCCGGCCAGCCAAGCCAUGGCAUGGAUCCUGCGCCAAGCAUUCUGGGAGAGCCCUUCACACACGCUACGGGUGCUCUUUGCUGUAGUUACCAGGGAAACUGACCUGUGGGACCAGAAGAUGUUGCCAGAGCUGUCCCGCUUUGCCCAGUGUGGGGUGUUUGCCAUGUUCAUCCUAGCCCUGGGCCCAGAGGGGACUGGCAGGCAGGAAGGAAUCGUGCCA
Dermochelys coriacea (leatherback sea turtle) is the source of this 2967-nucleotide messenger RNA. Its product is annotated as collagen alpha-6(VI) chain-like. Lineage: Eukaryota; Metazoa; Chordata; Testudines; Dermochelyidae. The coding region runs from base 66 to 2849 and encodes 927 amino acids. The transcript has 27 exons. The record is from RefSeq and is a predicted model, not a curated record.